Messenger RNA from Suillus discolor, 810 nucleotides. RefSeq lists its product as uncharacterized. The record is from RefSeq and is a predicted model, not a curated record. NCBI's taxonomy places the organism in Eukaryota, Fungi, Basidiomycota, Agaricomycetes, Boletales, Suillaceae. The transcript is spliced from 5 exons. Bases 1 to 810 code for a protein of 269 amino acids.
AUGGAUGUUGACAACAAAGAAGAUUAUGCAGAGAUGGCAAAGAAGCUCAUCUCUGAAGAGCCUCAAAAGGUGAAAGUCUUUGUUGACAUGAAAAAUGUUGAGAAACUCCCUGUCUCUACUGCUCGAAAUGAGGUGAUAUGGCAAGCCAAGAUAGCGGAGCAUCAAAUGAUGAGAUUGCUUAUCAUCAAGAAAUGGGGCAACAGUUAUGAUAACUCUGUCACAUAUGUCCACCAAAGUGGGAUGGAGAUCCCAUGUACACCAGCAAUGAUAAAGGACUGGGCUCGUACAAUGUAUGAUGGGGAGGCUACCACCACUGUGCCACCCAAUAUCCCAUAUUUUGACCCUGCAAAAUGUGAGCCUGCUUUGCAUCCGAUGCGCCGAUCCACUGUUGUCACUUCGACACCUGCAUCUACAUCAAUCAACACAACUGACAUCAAUUCACUCACAUCUAUGCUUCUUUUGCAAACUGUGCAAGACCUCACUUGUGAGACGACUACCCCUUUGACACCACACCCAGCUCAAGCUACAACCUCACUCCCUGUACCUGGAAUCAUAUCACCUCCUGCACUGACACCUUCAAUGCUCACACGUUUUUUGAAGCAUGCUGAGGACCACCUUGGUGUUGCAUUUGCUACAACAUACGAAUCUUCCCUAUGUGGUAUUGGUGCAGGGCCAGAUAUACUUGCAGAAAUGGCUGACCAGGAUCUCGUUCGAGUUGGUCUCAGUGCAGCAUUACAUGGUGGAAUGGCCCUCUUGCAAAGAAUACAGCAAAACAUUGUAGCACUCGAGCUUGCGCUAGGCUCGUUGUAG